AGGAGAAAGGCAGCCAGCAAAGCGAGCAGCCCGCAGCGGGGCACGCACGUGUGCGAGCAGCCUUUCGACGGCCACCCUCCAGCAUGCUGCGCGGAGCUGCGCGGGGCAGCGCGGCGGGGAGGAGCUGACUGCGGCCGCGGGAGAAGAGCGGAGCAGCAGAGCGGAGGAGCGGCUCCGCGGAAACCGCCGUUUGUCCGUCCCGUCCGGCCUCCCCCCGACACACACCCCUCCGAGGAAGCCGGCGGUCCCGCAGCAUGGGCGGCCGCAGCCCCCUCGCUGCCGCCGGGGCCGCUGUCCUGGUGCUGCUACUGGGGCGCUUCACUCUCUGCUUCGCCGUGGAGGAAAAGAAAGUUUGUCAAGGGACAAAUAACAAGCUGACCCAACUGGGACAUGUGGAAGAUCAUUUCACCAGCCUGCAGAGGAUGUACAACAACUGCGAGGUGGUACUCAGCAACCUGGAGAUUACAUAUGUGGAGCACAAUCGUGACCUGUCUUUCCUGAAGACGAUACAGGAGGUUGCAGGCUACGUGCUCAUCGCGCUUAACAUGGUGGAUGUCAUUCCCCUAGAAAACCUCCAGAUCAUCCGAGGAAAUGUGCUCUAUGACAACUCUUAUGCCCUGGCAAUUUUAUCCAAUUACCACAUGAAUAAAACCCAGGGACUCCGAGAGCUGCCGAUGAAGCGGCUAUCAGAAAUUCUCAAUGGAGGUGUUAAAAUCAGCAACAACCCCAAGCUGUGCAACAUGGACACUGUUCUCUGGAAUGACAUCAUUGACACCAGCAAGAAGCCCCUCACGGUGCUUGAAUUUGCAAGCAACCUGUCUUCUUGUCCCAAAUGCCAUCCAAACUGCACAGAAGACCACUGCUGGGGCCCUGGCGAACAGAACUGCCAGACAUUAACAAAAGUCAUCUGUGCCCAGCAGUGCUCUGGCCGGUGCAGGGGAAAGGUGCCCAGCGACUGCUGCCAUAACCAGUGUGCUGCAGGGUGCACAGGGCCUCGGGAGAGCGACUGCCUGGCAUGUCGCAAGUUUCGGGAUGAUGCUACGUGCAAGGAUACGUGUCCCCCAUUGGUCCUGUAUAACCCCACCACUUAUCAGAUGGAUGUCAAUCCUGAUGGAAAAUACAGCUUUGGAGCCACUUGUGUGAGGGAAUGUCCACACAACUACGUGGUGACAGACCACGGCUCCUGCGUUCGCUCCUGUAAUACCGAUACUUACGAAGUGGAAGAAAAUGGUGUUCGGAAGUGUAAAAAGUGUGAUGGGCUAUGCAGCAAAGUGUGCAACGGCAUUGGAAUAGGUGAACUUAAAGGGAUCCUCUCCAUAAAUGCCACAAACAUCGACUCCUUCAAAAACUGUACCAAGAUCAAUGGGGAUGUAAGCAUCCUCCCAGUUGCAUUUCUAGGUGAUGCCUUCACAAAGACCCUACCCUUGGACCCCAAGAAGCUGGAUGUCUUCAAAACAGUCAAAGAAAUCACAGGAUUUUUGUUGAUUCAGGCCUGGCCUGAAAAUGCUACUGAUCUCUAUGCUUUUGAAAAUCUGGAGAUUAUACGAGGCAGAACCAAGCAACAUGGCCAGUAUUCCCUUGCUGUUGUUAACUUGAAAAUACAGUCCUUAGGGCUGCGCUCCCUCAAGGAAAUCAGUGAUGGAGAUGUUGCCAUUAUGAAGAACAAGAACCUCUGCUAUGCUGACACCAUGGACUGGCAAAGACUGUUUGCAACUCCAAGCCAGAAAACAAAGAUUAUACAGAACAGAAAUAAAAAUGAGUGUGCUGCUGCCGGGCAUGUUUGUGACCCCCUGUGCUCAGAUGUGGGCUGCUGGGGCCCAGGGCCCUUCCACUGCUUCUCCUGCAGGUUUUUCGAUCGCCAAAAGGAGUGUGUGAAACAGUGCAACAUCCUGCAAGGGGAGCCAAGAGAGUUUGAAAGGGAUUCCAAGUGCCUCCCCUGCCACCCUGAGUGCCUGGUGCAGAACUCCACCAUGUACAACGCAACCUGCACUGGACCUGGCCCUGACAAUUGCAUGAAGUGUGCCCAUUUUAUAGAUGGCCCCCACUGUGUGAAAUCCUGCCCAGCGGGAGUUCUGGGUGAGAAUGACACCCUUGUCUGGAAAUACGCCGAUGGGAAUGCUGUUUGCCAGCUCUGCCAUCCAAACUGCACCCGUGGGUGCAAAGGGCCAGGUCUUGAAGGCUGUCCGAACGGCUCCAAAAUCCCAUCUAUCGCAGCGGGUGUUGUUGGAGGGCUCCUGUGCUUGGUGGUGGUCGGCUUGGGCAUCGGCCUUUACUUGCGGAGACGCCACAUCGUCAGAAAGAGGACCCUGCGCCGGCUGCUGCAGGAGAGGGAGCUUGUCGAACCACUGACACCCAGCGGGGAGGCACCAAACCAGGCUCAUCUGAGAAUUUUAAAGGAAACAGAAUUUAAAAAGGUCAAAGUUUUAGGCUCUGGAGCUUUUGGCACUGUUUAUAAGGGACUUUGGAUCCCAGAAGGGGAGAAGGUUAAAAUUCCUGUGGCUAUUAAAGAGUUGAGAGAGGCUACCUCACCAAAAGCCAACAAGGAAAUACUUGACGAAGCUUAUGUGAUGGCUAGUGUUGACAAUCCUCAUGUAUGCCGCUUGUUGGGAAUCUGCCUCACGUCCACCGUGCAGCUCAUCACACAACUGAUGCCUUAUGGUUGCCUCCUUGAUUACAUCCGAGAGCACAAGGACAACAUCGGCUCCCAGUACCUUCUCAACUGGUGUGUGCAGAUCGCAAAGGGAAUGAACUAUUUGGAGGAGCGUCGCCUGGUGCACCGUGACCUUGCUGCCAGGAACGUCCUUGUUAAGACUCCUCAACACGUGAAAAUCACAGACUUUGGGCUGGCAAAGCUGCUCGGUGCUGACGAGAAGGAGUAUCACGCCGAGGGAGGCAAGGUUCCUAUUAAAUGGAUGGCCUUGGAGUCAAUUUUACAUCGGAUUUACACUCAUCAAAGCGAUGUCUGGAGUUACGGUGUGACAGUUUGGGAGCUGAUGACAUUUGGAUCCAAGCCAUACGAAGGGAUCCCUGCCAGUGAGAUCUCCUCUGUCUUGGAGAAAGGCGAGCGUUUGCCCCAGCCUCCUAUCUGCACCAUUGACGUGUACAUGAUCAUGGUCAAAUGCUGGAUGAUUGAUGCAGACAGCCGUCCCAAGUUCCGUGAACUGAUAGCAGAGUUCUCAAAAAUGGCCCGUGACCCUCCACGCUAUCUCGUUAUACAGGGAGAUGAUAGGAUGCACCUGCCCAGCCCUACGGACUCCAAGUUUUAUCGCACCCUUAUGGAGGAGGAGGACAUGGAAGAUAUAGUGGACGCUGAUGAGUAUCUCGUGCCACACCAGGGCUUUUUCAACAGCCCUUCAACAUCCCGCACUCCUCUCUUGAGUUCACUGAGUGCUACUAGCAACAACUCUGCUACAACCUGCAUUGACAGGAACGGGCAGGGGCAUCCUGUGAGGGAAGACAGCUUUGUCCAGAGGUAUAGCUCAGAUCCAACAGGCGCUUUCUUGGAGGACAGCAUAGAUGACGGCUUUCUGCCAGCCCCAGAGUAUGUAAACCAGUUGGUGCCCAAGAAAACUUCUGCCUCAGCAGUCCAGAAUCCAAUCUACAACAACUUCUCUCUCACAGCAAACUCAAAGGUCCCCACAGACUCCAGCUACCAGAAUUCACACAGCACAGCUGUGGACAACCCUGAGUAUCUCAACACCAACCAGUCUCCGCUGGCCAAGACAGUCUUUGAGACCUCUCCUUACUGGAUCCAGGCAGGCAACCACCAAAUAAAUCUGGACAAUCCUGACUACCAGCAGGACUUCUUACCGAAGGAAACCAAACCUAACGGUCUCCUGAAAGUUCCCGCAGCAGAAAACCCGGAGUACUUGAGGGUAGCAGCACCAAAAAGUGAAUACAUUGAAGCCUCAGCAUGACCACAGAGGAUUACUUCUUGCAGUGAGGCAAGCCAGACUCUCGGUGAACUACCUGGCUGCUGCAAGAAUAGACGCUUGCUCACAGCGGACAGCAACUGCAAUGCAUCGAGAAGCACACUUUUCCUUUUCAGCACAAGGGCUGAAACUGUGAGGUCUAUUUGAUGGUAGUUUGGGUCUUUUCUUGCCUAUUUCCAUGUAAUAACUGAGGCCCAUAACCUGCACUCAGAUGGAUGUUGUGAUGGACUGGGAUCUUCCCGGACAAAAGAAACAUGGAUGCAUUCCUUUCAUUGUCAGAUGGUAGCACGGUGAGAAGCCACUCUGGGAUGAACUCAAGAGCUGUACACAUUGUACAGUUUUAGAUUCCUUUCUACAGCCUGUAUUUUUAUAAAUGUUUCUAAGAGAAUUUUUGGAUCUUUUACCUGAUCAGACACUUGUGCUGCUGGUCUGCUAUGUGGUGCUCAGAUCACCAGCAGGAAAACAAACCCUUAUGUUUCUAAACAGUUUUCCAAUACUCCUAGAACAGAAACAGUUUUCCCAAACCACCGGAUUUUUUACAAAUUGGCUUCAUAUACUGCCUCUUGGCACAAAGAGGAGAAGUGCAUCUGGGGGACAUGUGGGAGACUCUGCCCAGGGCCUGUAUGGAGUGGAUUGCUCCAGGGAAAACUAGCACAAGAAGCGAAACGGCACGACGCAUCACUUACUGACCACUACUGCUAAAAACUGCCAGGAGGAAGUCGCCUCAGAGUCACGUGUACCUGGAUACAAAGUGCUUGCUACUCUGUUUUCUGAUGGUCAAACUCAACACAUUUGUUUUCUGAUCCCUUAUGCGGCUGUCAAGUUGUCAAAAUGCCUUUCUUCUCCAACAGAACUGUUAAAGAUGUUGCCCUAAUUGAAAAAUGAAGUGUCAAAUAACAUUUAACAGACUUUAAUUAAAUGUCAAGGAAAUGCAAAUAAUGGCAAAUUGGAGCGUUCACAAGACAGACUGGAAGAACUACCCUAAAUUAAACUUGACUAGGGCAAGAAACACAGGUAGCAAGAUGUUUUAUUUCCCUUCUUAAAGGGGCACAGAGCAGAAGUAAUUUUCCCUUGUACAUCUGGCAAAGAAGAGGGGUAUAUCAGUGUUACGCUUCACUCACUUCAAGGCAGAAUACUGCCAAUUGCUUGGGGCAGAGGCUGGGGCUGGUUGCCUGUCCCUUUGGGGUUACAUAGCCUGGCAAUCUAGGAGGGGCAGUGGCAAUGAGUUAAGGAAGAAUAAUCUGGAGUGAUGGAAAAUAUGAUCUCCCUCUUCUGAAACACAGGGCUGCCUACUGCUUCUUUAAAAUACCCAGCAUCAUCUUCUGUUGCCAGUGUGGAACAGGCAGGCGAGGCAAGGCUGUGAUUUUAGCUUGACUGUAUAAAUCGAUCACAGCAGCAAAAGCAGCUACUCCUUCCAGGGGCCUGUGACACAGAGCUUCAAAUUCUUCCAUCAUUAACAUUUCUUAUGAAUGUAGGAUGAGUAAAGUGCUUAACGUGUGAAUUUAGUCAGUAAUUUAGGUGCAUGCCACCAGCAUUGGCAGUACGAUUUUAAUCAGACCACUAGAUCACAAAGCAAAUGCGCAUUUGGUGAUUUUGCUAUAAAGGCCCUUAACUAGUUGAACAUUGGCAGCUUGCUUGAGGGUAGCAUAAGCAGCUAAGUUGCAGAGGAUAUGUAGCCUAUAAAGUAGCUAGAAAUAGAUUUAUGCCACUACCAUGUUCUGAAUACAUCAGGAUGUGUUUCAGUUUAAGUAUUGCAUCUGGAGUCCAGGAUCAAGCGGAAAAUGUUCAGAACAUCGUUUUUACAGAUUUAUUGAGGAAAGAAGGAGAGCUGUCAUGUGAAAUGACCCCUUUUAUAAGUAACAUGGUGUAAAAUGCAUUAGUAUCUUGUGUGUGUGCAGUAGCUCAUCGGCCAUGCUGUAGCUAAAGCAGUAUAUCGGGUCAAAAUCCAAAGAUUUUCCUCUUUGGUACAUGCGUGUCACUGUGACCGAGACGCAGGCACUGCAGUGUGGAGAAUGCAGUGUUUGGCUUUGAUUAUGACUGACUUGCAUUUAAAACAUUAACCAGAAUUUAGUUCCCACGUCCAAUUAGUGGCAGAUUUCUCCCUGCAUUCCUGAGAGCAGAUUUGUUGUGUUGCUCUCACAAGCGUGCAACAUGUAUGCACAGGCAGCGCCGCUUUCCUCCACCCACCGCCCCGGGAGGAAUGUACAUAAACCCAAAAAAAGAUCUCAACAGAAAUCACAGAUCAUUUUCAAUUUGCUAAAUCUGUUGUUAAAUCUCCAAGCAGAACACUGGAAAAGUCAUGGUGUGCGUGUUCUCCUGAGGAAUCUUUCUGACACCAUUGCACAAAGGAAUUUAUUGAUGUUUUGUUUUGAUCUGUUAGCUAAAACAAGAAAGCCACUAAAAAGUAGCAGUAUGUAUUGCCAGCAUUAUGUAGCAUAAAAAUGAUUGAAUAUAGGUUAAUAUGCUUGGCCUUUUAAGACAAUUUAGGAGGGAUUCAGUAGCAACUCCUUGAUAGAAGCAAGGAGAUACAUCUAAAAAUCAAGCAAUGUAAGUUUGAAAGAGCAUUGCUUUUUGAAUGUGUUUGUUUAAUGAAAAAGUAGGAAAGAGGAUGUAGGACCACAAACUCUUGAUGUGAAUAUACAGAUUCCAGGGAGAACUUGCAGGGCCAGAUGCAGCAGCACUGGGAGCAGGUGGGACUGGACAGCUGUGUGGCUGUUGCAGGAGGCACUGGUGAUGUCCGUAGGGUAACAGACAUUAGCAAUGUACCAAAUGAUUUCCAUAGGGAUGAUAAAAAGGAGAAGGAUCAAUAAGCAGCUGAAAUGGUCUGGUUUUCCCACGGCAGCUCAUUGAGUAUUGAACAGCAAGGUGCAUCCUGAGAAUUAUGGGUGCUCAUAAAGGUGAACAUGUUUAGGCAGCAUAACUCAGCAUCCAGAAAUAACCUGAAAGUUCUGCCAUUGUCUCUCAGGAGGUUUGGGGUAGAAAAUGCUGAUUUUUUAAAGUGCAACUAAAUAGAAAAAUGUAGGAGGCCACAGAUGCUUGUAUGAGCCGACAGAGUCUUGUCAAUCCAGGAAAUUAAAACUUCCCUUUUUACUGUAUUUCUCAAGCAAGGCAAAAUAAAACCGCUCGCACGUUAGGGCUUAGCGUCUCUUGAUCAUAAAGCAGCAGUUAACAUGCAACUGCUUUUGCAAUAAUAAGACUUAAUAACUGCUAAGUAUAUGAAAAUGUAAGUUGAGUUGGGAGGCUUCAUCUUACUUUGAUUUUUUCCAGUGAUUUGUGUACUUGACUUCAUCUGGGCCUUGGGUGCUGCAAAGGGAGUUGGCUUGGGAAAUUUCCUUCAUGCUGCAAUUGAUCUUGUCAGGUAAAUUCAUCCAGGAGGCUGGGGGCUUGCUCUUGUUUCCAGCUGGCAGGAAACAAUGCAGUGAGUUUUCUAUUGAGAACAGUUGGAACUAGAUAGCAGUUGAUGCCCUGUCCCACCAGCAUCACCGUCGGAUGGCCAUGUGAAGCCCCAGCAUUAGAAAAUACAGUCCAGUGGUGUAUUUGAAAGGAAGGGUUUGUGUAGGGAGAGUAAUGCCCGGGAAGGGGUGCAGCCAGGCAGUCCGUACCCAAAGCAGCUAUCAAAUUGUCCAGGGACAUUACUAAUGCCAGUGACUGUUCCUGCAGGUAUGGGUGGGAAUAGACACGCUGUUCCUGUCCCUGCUACCAGCUUGAAGCCCUCUUGCAGAGGUUUCCUGUGUGAAACCAAUGUACAUGGCACUUGUACUAUGGGGUGAAUCUCUCCUCUUCCCUGGGAGACGCAGUUAGGCGUAUAAUGAUGUCACAGGACCCCAAACAGGUCCCAUCACAAGGUGUCUGGGGUGUCCUCUGUCUGUCUGGGGGUGCUCCAGGGUGCCAAGGAGAAACUUUGCAUUUCCAGACAAGCGCUCAUUUUUCACAUUCAGAGUUCAACAUCUUCUGUUAGCACCACCGCUGCCUCUCCAGAUCAGCGGUUCUGGUGUACUCUGGCUUUUGUUUCCACCCUGCGAUUCCCUGUGAGAAAACAUCUGAAUCAGGACAAAGUAUGAAAAUGUACCUGUGUCCUCCUUCCUGAUGGAAACUGUAUACUCAUGGAAUGUCAAGCUCUGUGUAUAACACUUAGCAAGGAUGCUUUGUAAUGUUUUAUCACCACUGGUUCAAAUUUUUAUAUUGGGAUCCCAUUUUCUAGCUUUCUUUUUGUAAGUGUUACCUCUUUGUUCUGACAUACAACUUCUAAGGAGCCUUUUUAAAAUAACUCAAAAAAAUAGACAAAAAAACCUCCACAAAACAUGACACCUUCAAGUAGCUUGCCAAAUGGGCUGCAUUAGGACCAAAGAUGUAAUGUCUUGUUUUGUUGCUUUAAAGGAAUAGGGUAUUGAUCACCACUUCCACAGCCUCUCAUUACAGGGAAAAGCUAUACAGAUCUCCACUCUUUGUUGGGGCUUGGCCAGACCUCCAAGAGGGCUUGACAGGAGGAUGAGGCCUGUCCAUAGAAAGACCAAACCAAAUAUGAGGACCAGUUAUCACUUCAGGGCCAGAUCUACAACCUCUACUCCAUUUUGAUUUAUUUUCUACUCAACGCAACAGCUAAACAGGGGCACAGUCAAGAAAAAAUGAAACAAAUACAUGAUGUUUUGGCUUGGUAUCGGGAAAAGAUACAAUUAUGUGAAGAUGAGACAUGAUGAGAUAACUGCUUUUAAUGUGAGGAAGUGUGUAGGCAGGCAGUGAGACUUUAAACUGAUAGCAGUUUUGGUUAUGUAUUACUUUAAUUACAUGGGGGAGUUGAAAUCAUGGCACUUCCAUGACAUGCUUCGCUUCCUGCCACACAUCCUGCCUCCGUUUGACAUUGUGUGUUUUGGCAGAUCACCUGUAGUACCAUGGCCAUGCAGACUGAGAGCUGCGGGUUGGUCGGAGGUACUGUAUGCAACCAUGCAGGGAGAGAAGAGUGCAGUGCUAGUACCACAGUUACUGGUGAAGCAAACCCUCAGUAGCAUCCAAAAAAGGGCUUUCAGAGAGAAAACUGAUAGUUUGAGAAUUAGCUGGCAAAAGACAUGCCACUUACUGCACCUCUGAAGACAGCCAGCCUUUGGCCAAGACUCAGGGCUGGUGCUCCUCCAACUUUGCUCUUGUCUGCUUAGAUGGUGUGGACAGGACUGCAUGCAUGACAGUAUGGGCCAUAUGGUCCCUCUGUACCUCUUGCCUUGAAGCAAUAGAUUUUUCUGAUUAAUAAGGUGAAAACAAGAAAUCAAACAUGUCACUAACAACUGGACUGGUGGAAGGUGUCAUUCUGAUGUAGCUGGUACAGUACAUAGGUUCCACUCACGCUGGAAUUCAUCCAGCCCCUUCUUCUUACCUCUCCCAAGCCAGCUGCAGAGAGCUCGUUUGCAACCACCAUCAAUGUAAUCCUCAUCUUUUACAAAAGGGAAUAAGUAAAGUAGGUGUCUGCAAUGGUAGGAGGCUUGACUCCCAUACCUAGGUUGCUUUUUUAAUCCUACAUUCCUAAUAUCAUUCCCCUUGAAUUUAAUGGGAUGUUUAACUUGAUUACACUGAGAGUAUAAAACAAGGCUAAUGUUGAGUGAUUUUUGAAAAUCCCUCGCAAUAAUCAGAGAUCCUAUGGAUCCAUUGCCCUUUUUAGGCUGCUUUGUAUUGAUGCAAUCAACCGAGUAUAAGGUAUAAUGUCUUGGUUUUAAUAAACUGUCAAGCAAUAUAUCCACAGAUACAGACGGUACCCUCGCAGCAUUGUAAAGUUACUCGUCUAUGAAAGCACUAUUUGUACAAUAAGAAACUCUUUUGACUUUUGUAUGGUUUAAUGGUUUAUACUGUUGAUCAAAGAUUGUUUGUAUAUUGAGCGAUAAAAAUGAGGUGUAUAUUAUUCUUUUUAAUUGUUUUUAAUUUUUUGAGAACUUUUAUUGUAAUAUACUGUUGUAUGUGGGGGGAGGAAAAAUCAGUGGCUAGCUUGUAGGGUUUGUAGCCAGAGAAGAACUCGCGUUAAGGGUUCUUUAUUGAUGGGCUUAGAUUUUAACUCCUUUUCUGAUGAAAGUUGUCACGUUGGGGAUUUAUCCAGGGCUUAGUGAAGCUAAUCACAGGACCCUUUCCUCUCUCUGAGACUCUUUGACUCUCUGCAUGCACAGUGCCCGAGUUUCAUAAUGUGAGCAAUAAUACAGCCAACACUUGUGAUCAUUGGAAGUGCAAUAUGAAAGCCCAGGUGCUGCUUAUAGGGGCGCUAAUAAAAGCUGCUCUUUUGAAUUGCAUGGCAGGUUCUCAUUUCACCUUCAUGAUAAUAGCAGAAGCAGAGUCAAAGCAAUCCAUCAAAAGCUCAUCCGUGUGAUAUGUGGCAUAUGAGCCAUAUUGUUGGCUCAAUAUAAGUAACAUACAUUGGUUGUGUUCUGGGGCUCCCUUGUAAGGAAAGGCAAACAAAGUCUUGACCAGAGUCACACUGGUGACUUAAAUGAUAUUAUACUAGACAGAAUAAGGAAUUCUGUUAGCAAAGCUGGUCAAAUGAAACUCCAGCAUCCCCUGAGCAUUGGCACGUAAUUACCCAACUGGUGGAACAUGUAGCACACAAAGGUUAAAGGAAUUAGAGGGUCCUCAACAGAGCAUCUGGGUUGACAAGACAGUAAAGAAGAGAGGAGCUGGAACUAUCAGUGCACAUACAGCCUGGAUAGUCCCUGGUGUCACAAUUAGUAAAUUAAAUCAUUUUUGUCUUCAUAAAUGAACUUUGUACACAGGAAAAAAAAAAAGCCACUACAGCACCUUUCUCAUUUUCAUCUUUCCAUCCAGUCCCUUCAAAUACGUAGGCUGCAUGUUUUACCAGCUCAACCUAUUUUAUGCAGAAAUGAUGUAGUCUUAAUCUUCAUAUUACUGGUUCUCAGAAAUGUCUAAUGCGUAUUACUGCAUGAUAUUUUUAUUUUAAUAAAAGUAAUUAAAUAAA
Molecule: messenger RNA, 10875 nt
Organism: Pezoporus flaviventris
Lineage: Eukaryota; Metazoa; Chordata; Aves; Psittaciformes; Psittacidae
Gene: EGFR
Product: epidermal growth factor receptor
Exons: 28
Coding region: 255-3917 (1220 amino acids)
Biological process (GO): negative regulation of apoptotic process; positive regulation of kinase activity; cell differentiation
Cellular component (GO): signaling receptor complex; basal plasma membrane
Molecular function (GO): epidermal growth factor receptor activity; epidermal growth factor binding; ATP binding
Source: RefSeq, a predicted model, not a curated record